Molecule: messenger RNA, 1583 nt
Organism: Papilio xuthus (Asian swallowtail)
Lineage: Eukaryota; Metazoa; Arthropoda; Insecta; Lepidoptera; Papilionidae
Product: connectin
Exons: 3
Coding region: 69-1583 (504 amino acids)
Cellular component (GO): plasma membrane
Molecular function (GO): protein binding
Source: RefSeq, a predicted model, not a curated record
UACUUAUGUGUAUAAGGGUUGGACCCAGACGGACAAAAAGGAUGGAAAAAGUUUCAUAGUACAUUAAAAUGCCCGACAAGGAGUUGGUCGUCAAAUAUUUACUCCUAACUUUGGCUUUGACUUCAUUUCAUAUAUCAUACACAGAGAGCCGGCUUAAUGAGAAACGUAGAGACAAAACGGACAGAAGACAUCAUUCCGUACAAGUAAAGGAUAAUUUAUGCGAAAUCGCAAAUAGAGAGUCCAAAGUGCAUUGCUACUGUGAGAGAACUGAAAUCAAUACUGCGACUAGGGCUGAUUGUUGGGUUUUCAAUGGUGGCAUUGAUGAAAGCGACCCCAUAUGGGCGAGCUUCAAUUCUCAAAUGUAUUUAGAGAGACUCACGUUUAAUGUUAGAUCAGACGGAGCCUUGACGUUUAUUCCGCUAGCCGUGAUUCAUCGUCUCAAGAGAUUGCAGAAGCUACACAUACACUAUGCUACAUUGAAUAAAAUAGAAAAGAAAACAUUCACAAAUCUGACGUCAAUUAAGGAGAUAACAUUAAUGAAUAAUAAAAUUACAAAAUUAGAUAUCUCCGCAUUCAAAGGCCUACCGGCUCUAGUCAAUAUAACAAUCAAAGAAAAUAAAAUAACAGAAAUACAAAGAGACAUAUUUGUUGAAUUACCAAGCUUGAAAUAUCUUGAUUUAUCUUUCAACAGUAUUAAUCUCGCCCACGACGGCUGUUUCGAGCAUCUAUCUAUAUUAAAUGAUUUAGUAUUAGAGGCGAAUUUAAUUACAGUUCUGACUAGAGAUACUUUCAGAGGACUUGCUAAUUUGACAAGAUUGGAUUUGAGGUCGAACAAGUUGUCAAUGAUCGGCGAUUUGACAUUUACAGAAUUGUGGAAUUUGAAUGAGCUACUCUUGGAUAACAAUGAAUUGAAAUAUUUGUCUGAAAGGGCUUUUGAUGGACUCGCUUUGCUAGAGAAGUUGUCAAUGACGGGUAAUCAAUUGCAGUCUAUCAAUGAAGGACUUUUGGAAGGCGUUCGAGGACUUAAAUUAUUGGAUUUGAGAAAUAAUGAAUUGAAGACCUUCUCCCUAGAAACGGUUAAACCAAUAUUUGAAAAUUUAAAAGACAAAUCUUCAGUACUUUAUUUAAGUGGUAACAACUUUAUCUGCGAUUGUCAACUAAUUUGGUUGCUAACUCUAAGAAACGAAACAAAAAGUGAACCACUUAAAUUAGCACUGAACACAAUCACAUGUACAUUUGACAGGAAUGAAGAACUCAAAGAAGAACAAGACGUAAAAGAUAAAGUAGAAAAGGUAUUCGAACUUGGUACUAAUGGUGAUGUGUUCCAACAAACUGAUGAUGAAUUGUACCCUGAUAAUCCAUUAUAUAAAUUGGAUACUACAGAGAAAACUGCAUCUAAUGAAGUAGUAUUAGUUGAUGUACCGAUAGACUCUUUACCUUGUCCUGGUGAAAAAUUACCUAAAAGAGAAGAUUCAUUGAUGCUUUCAUCUAAAGAUGAAAAUUACUGGCAAUCAAAUUCAAGUUCAAAUAUGACGUCAUUUCCAUUAUUAAUUCUUUUAUUGGCAUCUUAUAUUUAUCAUUAA